Molecule: messenger RNA, 2218 nt
Organism: Jaculus jaculus (lesser Egyptian jerboa)
Lineage: Eukaryota; Metazoa; Chordata; Mammalia; Rodentia; Dipodidae
Gene: Pp2d1
Product: protein phosphatase 2C like domain containing 1
Exons: 2
Biological process (GO): protein dephosphorylation
Molecular function (GO): protein serine/threonine phosphatase activity
Source: RefSeq, a predicted model, not a curated record
GCCGGUGAGCAGCGGCUCUGUGACUACAGGGUCUCCUUUCCAUGUUCUGUGUGCCAACAAGAAAUUCACUUAACACGUUCUUUCUUCCAUAAAAAGCAGCACAGAGCUUUGGCGACCCUGGGCCUGGAAUGGAUGGGCAAAAAGAAACCCCGUUCUUUUGAAAUUGCUGCUCAGAGACAGCUUAUAGUUUCUAGGCUCCUGUCCUUUCUUAUGUUCUCUGAAAGGACCCUCCAGAAAAUUAAUUAUGCCUAUGAAGUACUUUGGAAGAAGCAAAAGCCAGUGUACUAUAAGAUUUUGGAUAAUCUUGAUGGGACCUCCACAUAUUUACCUAAAGUUAGUCACCUGUUAAUUAAAGGGAUAGCUACCUCAGGAAACAGGAAUUCUACCUGGAAAGUUGACAUGAAUGAUAAAUUCACUAUUGUGAAUGAUUUUGGCAAUAAGCCCAAUGUGUGUUUCUUUGGCUUGUUUGAUGGGCACCGCGGUGACACGGCGGCAGACAUGGCUUCCAAGGAGCUCCCGGUUUUGUUUCUCCAUCAGCUGACCAGAUGUGACCCUUCCUACCAAAUGACAGCCAAGGAACAACACAUGAUCAAUUCCUUUCACAUUAUGUUCCAGGAAGAGUACACCUCCAAGGAAGAUGCCUUCUUCUCUACACCUAAGAUCAAGAAGAACCAAGGACACAAGUUUGAGGAUAUCCACAAAGCCUUUGCCAAAGCCUACUGGAGAAUGGACAGGCUCCUAGAGCUCGGGAGGAAUGAAGUUUCCAGGGUUCGGUGGAGUGGCUGCUCUGUGGUCACUUGUAUGUUGGAGGGUAGCAUCAAAAACCAUGGUGGGACAGAAACUAACAGCCUGGGGUCCCAGAGAUUUGCUUUCCACAACAAGCCAUGGGAAGUUUCUGGAGUGCUACAUGUUGCCAACACUGGUGACGUGCAAGUGGUCUUAUGCAGAAAUGGAAAAAGCUUUUGUCUAACCAAAGAACAUACAACACGAAAUGUCAACGAAAGGAAGAGGGUCCUUGAGAAUGGAGUGACGAUUAGUUCUGAUGAACCGACUGGAUUCCUGGAAGGGUACAUCAAAACCACACGGGGGCUUGGAUUUCACGGAGACCCCACACUGAAGAAGUCCGUCAUCCCAGCACCUUCCACCAUUUCUGUCCCCAUAGACAAUCUGUGCCAAUUUCUAAUCUUGGCUACGAAUGGACUUUGGGAAGUUUUUGAAGUAAAGGAAGUCACUGCACUGGCAAUGACACUGUUUCAGACAUACAAAGAGAAUGUGCUUCUCUCAGGAGGUGGUCCACAGGAUGGGACCCAGAUCCACGUGCUGUUUCAGUACAAACCUGAGUCUAAAGAAUGCAGGUCAAUGACACAGUUCAUGAAAAAUUCAAGACAUUCUGAAUAUUGCUUUUAUUACCCUAAAAACACAGAGACAUCUCCAUCAAAAAGAGCUCAUUCUGAACCUUCCAGUGAAAAAGAGCCCAACAUACCCACAAGUACAGAUGGUGUGCAAGAGCCACGUGAUUCAAGUUUCUACGAAGGCGCGGCCGAGUAUGUGAGCCGUGAACUUGUCACUGCGGCUCUGGAAGCUGGCUCCAGAGACAACAUCACCGUCACCGUGAUAUUUCUCAGUGGCACUGAGUAUCAGCAGCUGACACAAAAUUGAAACUUGAAUUACUCAGCCCAAAACAUGAUGCUAGAACAAUCUCUCAAUGAACCAGCUGUCAAGGGGACAUAACAGCACUAUGUAGAUAUUUUUAAGAAGGUAAAGAAAAUACAAAAGCAGACCACAGGCUUUAUGUAUCAGGUAUGUUACUUUCACUGCUUUAUGUCCCCAACCCCUUAAAAAGAGAGAGAACCCAGUGCUGCUUUUUAUACCACUUUAUUCCAACCUGAGCACCUCAGUAUAAAACUAAACACGGUGAACUGUUUCCCCCCUUGUUCUGGGUUACUGUAGAGCUCCACGGUCUGUUAGCAGUUCAACACUUAAGUAGAGCCAAUCUCCUCCCACACACGGCAGAGUUUCACAGAAUGAACCUAAAAGAAUUAGUGCAAUAUACUGAUCAAAAUAAAAUGGACUUUGAGAAACAAGGCUGCAAGAUUGUUACUGACAUUGUAAUACUUAUGUUACAAAUUACAGGUACAUUGUUAGGGUUCUAGCUGUGUAGGAACAACUGAAGCUCCUUUCUUCCACAGAGGGAAGAGAAAGAAACCAUUAGCUGUUU